This is a messenger RNA of Cladocopium goreaui, 891 nucleotides long. The record is from the annotation of a GenBank genome assembly. Lineage: Eukaryota; Dinophyceae; Suessiales; Symbiodiniaceae.
GUUUGGGCCGAGUUCAACAACGGGGUGGCGGCAGCUCUUCAGGUUGCAACCUCUACAGAAGUCUCUCGUGGUUGGAUUGCUCACCACAGGUCCGUCUCUUCCAACCCAGCCUCUGCCGAUGGCCAGGUUUCAAGCAAUGCUCACGCGGGAUUCUUGCUGGGCCUGGGUUUGCGGGGCUGUUUAAAAGUCCUACCAGUGGCGGAUUGUUACAAGUACUUGCGCCUGCAGCACGAAACCACGAGCGCGGCGGUGAUUUUGGGCCUUGCAGCCUCCAACCUGUCCAGCAUGGACGCUGCCUUGACACGGACGUGCUGUGUGCACAUCCCAUCCAUGCUUCCAGCAACCUUCUCUGAUGUGGAGGUGUCAAGUCCCGUGCAGUGCAGCGCAGUGUUGUCCUUGGGUUUGCUCUAUGCAGGCUCAGGGCAUCGCAUGAUGACAGAGCUGAUGGUGGCAGAGAUCGGUCGCAAGCCUUCAGAUCGCGUGUUGCACGACCGCGAGAGUUACUCCUUGGCCGCAGGCGUCGUGGUGGAACCAGUGGGACGUGCGGAACCUCGACCCACGCUGCGGCCCAAACAGCGGGUGAUCUUACACGGCUUGGAGGCGAAGGAGUUCAACGGCAAGAAGGGAAAACUCAUGUUCCUGGACGAGUCCCUAAAGCCGCCACGAUGGCAUUUGACGCUGGAAAGCGAUCCAUCCGUCGUGCGUGUGGCGCUGCAGAGUCACUGCUGGGAGGCAAAGUGGAACAAUGUGCAGCAUGGCGUGAAUUUGUUGCUGACCGGCGUGGUGUACCAAGCGAGCAAUUUGUGGUUCAGUCGAGUGGUGUGCUGUGCUUCAUCCAACCGAUCAAAGAACAAGACCAGAAUGUGUUUAGCGGAAGGAGAUGGUCAAUGA